UUCAAAACAGGUGUAUGCCAUMUUUAGAAAGCUUACCUAAGAGUUUUUAUUAAGCUCUUAUCUUGGUAACAAACCGCUUAGAUUAACUGACCAAAAUGAGCAACAAAAGUUCUGUAGAUGAUUGCCACUUUUUGCCUCUUCCGGACUUUAAUAAAGUCGGAGAAAGACAUUUUUCGAACACRGCUACAGCGGUGAUAAACACGACUAUAAUGCCAGUAGCCAUUAUUGGUAAUCUUUUGGUCAUGUUAGCAGUCUACAAACUUCCUUCUCUGAAAACGCCAUCAAAUGUUUUGCUUGCUUGUUUGGCCUUUUCUGACUUUCUCAUCGGUCUAGUCGUACAGCCCUUGUUUGUGAUAUACAGGGUAAUGGAAAAUGUUGACAAGCGUGUUCCUUGUGACUUCAGAGUUGCUUAUUCUGAAAGCUUUUGGGUCUGUUAUGGUGUGUCCUUCAUGAUGUUGAGUGCCAUCAGCUUUGAAAGGUUCAUUGCUCUUCGACUUCACCUGCGGUACAACAAAGUCGUAACAACUCGUUCCAUUCUACGUACAGCGGUGUUUAUAUGGAUAAUAGACAUUAUUCUAACCGCCUGCCAGUGGCUUGGACCAGAAGAUAACAUCGACCUACGUAGCAUCCAGAUUACCUUAUUCCUAGUCUGCAUCAUCAGUACAAUUAUCAUCCAAUUCAAAAUAUUYCGUAUCCUCUUGAGGCACCAAAAACAGAUUCGUUCUCAUAGUGCGCAGAACUGUCGACUUUACACGAAACAGAAAAAACUCGCAAUAAACGUGACAUAYAUUGUWGGRUUUUAUCUUCUUUGCAAUAUGCCUGUUAUCGUUGUWCAACUUUGUCAAUUUGCAUGGAAGAUUGAGUUUUUCUCGCUAAACGUCUAUGGAUGGGUUGAGACUAUAGCUUUCUUUAAUUCGAGUUUAAAUCCGAUUAUCUGUUGUUGGAGAAAUAASGACAUUCGGCAGGGUAUAGUGCGCAUGCUCAAGAGGAUAAACUGCACKAGGAAAAGACAGCGAUCAAGGUCAACUGUUUAUUUUCUGCCAAGUAAACCACAACAGGCUGCGGCUGACAACAAGACAAACGAGAAGUGACAUGAAGAUAAAUGGAUAUGAUUUCGCCAUA
This is a messenger RNA of Exaiptasia diaphana, 1122 nucleotides long. RefSeq names its product trace amine-associated receptor 5. The coding region runs from base 96 to 1091 and encodes 331 amino acids. Gene Ontology annotation, cellular component: membrane. Gene Ontology annotation, biological process: G protein-coupled receptor signaling pathway. The record is from RefSeq and is a predicted model, not a curated record. The transcript is spliced from 2 exons. Lineage: Eukaryota; Metazoa; Cnidaria; Anthozoa; Actiniaria; Aiptasiidae. Gene Ontology annotation, molecular function: G protein-coupled receptor activity.